AUGUCUGACGUACCUGCUGGUGGUGCUGCUGAUGAAAAUACUCCCAACCUCAAGCCAUGGUUGAACCGAUGGGAAAACCGUCAAAUUGGCUUUCACAUGUCCGACGUCAAUCCCAUUUUGACGCAAUUUGCCAAGGACCUAUUACAGCAUGAUUUGCCAAACGAAGAGAAAGAAGGAGGAGGAGCUUCUUGUUCCACUUCCCGUGUCUUGGUUCCCUUGUGUGGAAAGACGGUCGACAUGGCAUAUUUGGCCAAGAUUUCGUCGGAGGUGUAUGGGAUUGAAGGCAUCCAAACGGCGUUGGUGGAAUUUGCACAAGAACAUGCCCAUCUCAAGAUUGAAAACAAGGGCACCGUGGAUGGAUUUGAACGCUUCGAAGGCAACAAGAUUACACUGUUAAAGGGAGACUAUUUUCAAUUGGGUGAAGUCCAAACCAAAGGUAAAUUUGAAGCCAUUUACGAUCGGGCCUCUAUGGUGGCUAUUGAACCUGAAAUGAGAAAGGAUUACGUCCAAAUCAUUUCGAAUCUAAUCGCCAAAGGUGGUAUUCUACUGUUGGUCGUCUUGGAGCGUGUGGGCCCCGAAGAGUUUGCCAAAAAGGGACCACCCUUCUCCAUUCCAGAGAGCGCCGUUCAAGAAUUGUACGGUGGUUUGGAAUGGGUGGAAUCCAUCAAGAAAGUAUCGGAAAAAGAUUCAUUCAAGGACAAUCCAGCCCAACAACAACGAUAUGCCGGGUUGGACCAACUCUUGGAGACUGUGUACUUGAUUCGAGCCAAAAAGUAA
Cylindrotheca closterium is the source of this 777-nucleotide messenger RNA. The record is from the annotation of a GenBank genome assembly. NCBI's taxonomy places the organism in Eukaryota, Bacillariophyta, Bacillariophyceae, Bacillariales, Bacillariaceae.